AUUUGCACUUCGUUUAACUAUCUAAAUCGUUGUCACUUGUCACAACUUCGAGUAUGUCUACAGUAUUGAAACUUGUUCUAUGUGCUUUUAUUUUUAUUCGGUUUUUUGUUCAGGGUGACCCCAUCGACGAGUUGAAGCAGACUUAUAUGAAUAUAGUUAAGGAAUGUCUGACCAAAUACCCCGUAACGUCUGAGGAAAUGGAACACAUGAAAAAUGGUACUUUGUCAAAAAGUGGACAAGCCAACUGUCUUCUCGCGUGUGCUUACCGGAAAACUGGAAUGAUGGACGAAGCUGGAAUGUUAUCAUUGGAAGGCGUAAAUAAAGCUACCGGAAUGUACUUUUCAAACAAUCCUGAAAAAAUGAAGAAAGCGGAGGAAUUCAUAGAAGCUUGCAAGGGAGUGAAUGAAGAAGAAGUAAAUGAUGACGGGGACAAAGGUUGUUAUCGGGCGGCGCUGAUCUUCAGAUGUACUAUCGAAAAAGCGCCAGGGGCAAAAACGGACGAAGAAAUCAAAGCGGACUUUAUCAAAAUCGUGACGCAAUGUUUGCCCGAUCAUCCAGUGGACAUGAAUGAGCUGACGAAACUCCAGAUGCUGGUUGUGCCCAAAAAGACAGAGGUGAAGUGUCUACUCGCAUGUGCUUACAAGAAGGAAGGAAUCAUGUCUAGCAAGGGUAUGUAUGACUUGCAACAUGCUUACAAAAUAGCAGAAGAAAAUAAAAAUGGAGACGAAAAGAGACUGGAGAAUGCUAAGAAAUUAGCUGACAUAUGUGUUAAAGUUAACGAUGUCGAAGUGAGCGAUGGCGAAAAGGGUUGUGAACGAUCAGCGCUUAUGUUUAAAUGUUUAGUUGAAAAUGCUCCUAAGCUCGGAUUCAAAGUAUAAAAUUAUGAAUAUUAUAUACUCGUAGAACGUGAUGCUCCACGACAUCAAAUUUAUUGCAAGAUCCUUUGUUUUGAUUUGAUAUAUAGAAAAUAUAUUUUUCAUAAGUAAAUUAUGGAA
Molecule: messenger RNA, 995 nt
Organism: Galleria mellonella (greater wax moth)
Lineage: Eukaryota; Metazoa; Arthropoda; Insecta; Lepidoptera; Pyralidae
Exons: 8
Coding region: 54-878 (274 amino acids)
Biological process (GO): sensory perception of smell
Molecular function (GO): odorant binding
Source: RefSeq, a predicted model, not a curated record